Molecule: messenger RNA, 1695 nt
Organism: Hibiscus syriacus
Lineage: Eukaryota; Viridiplantae; Streptophyta; Magnoliopsida; Malvales; Malvaceae
Exons: 1
Coding region: 329-1375 (348 amino acids)
Source: RefSeq, a predicted model, not a curated record
UCCAUGGCUGGAGGCCUGCUGUAACCUUCCAAAUCCUGUCGACUAAUCUCUCUUAAUCUAGAAAAAUAAGAAACGCCCAUUAUAAGCUGCUUUACACCGACGAUCGUCGGCGUCAAUGUGAAAAUGGCACCCAAUUUCGUUACUCCUUAGCCAUAUAAUAACCCCUUCGCUUUUUGAGUGUGAUCACUGUGGUUUUCUGGAACUUUAUCCGAAGUUACAGAGGUGGGUCUUAGCUCUAACAGGUCUGAUUUACACCUUUUGUUUUCAAUCAUUUCCUAUUUUUGUUUAGCUUCCCGGAUGGAUUGAUAGUUUCUGGGUAUUGGCUAGAAUGGAGAUCUCUAGCGUUACUUCUCCACGAAUGAGAUCUGAUCAUUUAGAAAAGGAAGGAUUAAAGGAAACCCAUGGUGAAAAUUUUGAGCUAGAAUCAUCACAUGAUGCUACUGAUCCUAACGACCGAUCCCAUUCCAUGAAUGCUUUGGAGAUCUUAAGAGAAGCCGUUAGGAUCUUACGGUACAACUGUUCUGGUUUUAUGAUCGUUUUAGCUUUGUUAAUUUGUCCUUUAUCUGCAGUGCUUAUGUCUUCUAGUUUGAUAGUUGGUCAAUCCGUUGUGAAAAGUCUAACAGUUAGGCUUAUGUUAGCUGCUGAAACCAGUGGAGUUCCAUUGAGACCUUUUAUCAAACAGUCGUGUCAACAUUUUGCUGAGACCGCUGUUUCCUCAGUAAUUUGCUUCCCUUUGUUGCUUCCAUUUGCCUUGUUGUCGAAGGCUGCAGUGGUUUAUUGUGUGGAUUGUACUUAUUUGAAGGAAUCGCCUGUCGUUUCGAAGUUUUUCAUGAUAAUUAGGAAGCUUUGGAGGCGCCUUGUUUCUACCUAUUUGUGGAUGUGUGUGGUAAUUGUUGGUUGUGUAACAACUUUCUUCGUUUUUCUUGUUGCGGCGUGUAAUGUGCUUUCUGCUAUUGGGUUUUCGCCUGAUAUAAUUGUCUUUGCGAUGGUAAUGAUGGGGCUGGUAUUCUCCAUCGUUUUCGCAAUUGCUGUCGUUGUCUGCAAUGUUGGGAUUGUAGUCUGUGUGUUAGAGGAAGUUUCGGGAAUACAGGCAUUGGUUCGGGCCUUUGUUCUAGUCAAGGGGCAGGCUCGGGUUGGUAUGUCGAUAUUUCUUGGAUCUACAAUUGGCUUGGCAUUUGUGACUGGGUUGUUUGAUCAUAGGGUAAAGACAUUGAGUUAUGGAGAUGGGUCUUCUAGGAUCUGGGAGGGGCCUUUGUUGGUGGUAAUGUAUUCGUUCGUGAUGCUCAUUGAUUCCAUGAUGAGUACGGUUUUCUAUUUCAAUUGCAGAUCGAUCGCCGCGGAAACCUCAACUGGUGAACGCCAGUCAAUGGUCUGAUGAAUUGCUGGGUGUUCAAUGAGUAGAUUCAGAUACAGUUCCAUUCUUGGAUUACCAAUGAAGAGCAAUCGUUGUUGUUUCCGCGGAAGUCCAACAAGCAGGAAGGAUUGCUGCUCUUGAUCCUUCAAAAGGUGCAUAAUUUCUUGUACUCUAAGGCUAGACAUAAAACAAUUUGGUUUUAUAUAAAUGCAUAUAAAUAUUCAUCAAUCAUGUAAGGUAGAAUUUCUGAUUAAAUUGGUUCAAGUUGUUGGACCAUUUCAUGUUCCUUUUUUCAAUCCUGGUGCUUUCUUUUGUACUUUUCAAGUGCUCUAUACAAAAGU